AUGUCUUUUCGUCAUUUUGGAGAUGCAAGUGACGUUCUUAGAACCAAGAAAAUUGAAAGGUCAAAUAAACGAACAAAUCGUAGAGAAAUGUUUUUAUCACAAAAGAGAAUUCUUGAUGAAACUGAUGAUACAAUUCCUCAAACCACAACAAUUUCAUUAGAAACAUUAAAACAAUAUACUUCUCUUGCCGCAGAUUUUUAUGGAAGACUGAAACAAGCAUUUGAGUCUCAAAACGAAGAGUUAAUAAAUCAAGUUAUUUCGGAGAUUGCAAAAAUGACAAGUACCCAAUCAACAUGUAUUGACGUAUUUUCUGUUCAAGUAAUUCCGUUAUUAUUACAACAAACCCUUCAGUUUUUUUAUCCACCAUUUAUAGAUAAAAUCCACGAACAAGAUGAUAGAGUAUUUAUAAGAAUAGCAGAGAUACUUUCUGAUGCUAGUGGAAGAACCCCUGAUGUAAUACAAGAAAUGAUGAACAAUAAAUUAAUUGAAGUAAUAAAUAAAUUAUUAAAUGAACAAGAAGAAGUAGUAGGGACAUUAUUAUAUUGUGUUGGCAAUAUUUCAAUAUAUCCAAAUUGUGCAUCUGAAUUAAUUGAAUCAGGGAUAUUUGGUGUAAUUCAACACUUAUCUGAAUACCCUCCAACAAGUGAAUUAUUUAUUAAUGCUUCCUGGAUUUUUAGUGUUAUUUGUCGUUCACUUAAAGUUGAAUGUCCAUUAUUGAUUCCACAAUUUUCAUUGAUACCUAAAUUCCUUAAAUCUGGUAAUGAACAAGUUGUUCUUGAUAUUUUAAAUUGUUCAGCAUUCUUAGGAAAGAAUCAGUUUUACUAUGAUUAUUUAAGUUUAUUGUCAAUAGAAAGUUUUUGUCUAAUUAUUCUAAAACGUUCAAUUAUAGAACCAUUAAUUGCUAGUGCCUUGGCAUAUAUUUCUUGUUAUGUAUUUUAUUCUUCAGAUACAUCAAAACAUCUUGAAAUAUUAAAGGCUAUUCUUCCAUUAAGAAAUCAAAAAAGUCCAAAAGUUAAGAAGCUUGUUUAUUUAAUAAUGUCAAAUCUUAUUUAUUAUAAUGAACAAGAUGUGAAUAAACUUUUUAUUGAAAAUAAUAUCUUUGACAUAGUUUCAAGAAUCGUUGUUUCUACAGAAAAGCCACAAGUAAAACACGAAGCUGCAUGGGUUUUAUGUAAUGGAUUAUUAGUCUUUAAUAAUUAUCAAUACUUUGCUCAAGACUCUAUCUGUGUAGCUAUUCUUUCAAUACUUUCAUGGGAGUCUCCAAAGUUAGUAAAUUCUAUUCUUCGUGGAGUUCAAUAUUUAAUAAAAGAUGAUUUGUCUAGUACUAAACCUAUAAUUACAGAGUGUUUAAUUGAAAAUGGAAUAUUAGAUCUACUAAAUGUUCUUUUAAAUUCAGGAGAUACUAACCUCUCUCAUUCAGCAGAGGAUAUAAUUAAUUUACUUCAAAAUCAAGUAAUUGAAUAA
Entamoeba dispar SAW760 is the source of this 1464-nucleotide messenger RNA. RefSeq lists its product as uncharacterized. Gene Ontology annotation, cellular component: nucleus. The coding region runs from base 1 to 1464 and encodes 487 amino acids. Gene Ontology annotation, biological process: NLS-bearing protein import into nucleus. NCBI's taxonomy places the organism in Eukaryota, Evosea, Mastigamoebida, Endamoebidae. The transcript has a single exon. Gene Ontology annotation, molecular function: nuclear import signal receptor activity. The record is from RefSeq and is a predicted model, not a curated record.